AGAGAAUGUAGUGACGCCUGGCAGCUCUGUUUCUAUACUUCCAGUUCCAAGUCUCAUAUGCAUGCUAUUGCCAAUGGCAAUUGCCAUAUUGUUCAGCACGGUUAGUAGUAAAAUCUGAUAUAGAAUAUCUUAUGACUUCAAAUUUUAACUAUGUCAAACAUCUAAAUUGUAAAUUAGGAAUAUUCGAAUUAUAACCUUUUGGAUCAAAUAUGGAUACAGAUUUUAAAGAAUUAUCGCAAGAUACAGACAUUGUUACAAAAGUUAAACAAUUUCACGAUACAACAUUAAAAAUUGAAGACACAAUUAAAUAUGCUGUAAAUUCAGCAAUAUAUGAAAAACUUUCUAAUACAGAUAAAAUUGAAUAUAAUUUAUUGAUGUCUUAUUGCUUAAAUAGUAUGUUUUGGAUGUAUUUGCGUACAGAAGGAAUUGAUCCAGCAAAGCAUCGAAUAAAAUUAGAAAAUGAUCGUUUAAAAAAAUCUAUGGCACGUGCAAAACAAAUUAAUGAUAGAAACACUCUUAUGCCACGUGUAAACAAAGAUGCAGCACAAAGAUUUGUUAGAAAUAGUUUAUGGGAAAUAAAAAAUAAAGACAAAUAA
Molecule: messenger RNA, 596 nt
Organism: Eufriesea mexicana
Lineage: Eukaryota; Metazoa; Arthropoda; Insecta; Hymenoptera; Apidae
Product: nuclear nucleic acid-binding protein C1D
Exons: 3
Coding region: 210-596 (128 amino acids)
Biological process (GO): maturation of 5.8S rRNA; regulation of gene expression
Cellular component (GO): nucleolus; exosome (RNase complex)
Molecular function (GO): RNA binding; DNA binding
Source: RefSeq, a predicted model, not a curated record